CGCCCAAGGAAGCCGGAAGCGACGGCCGUCAGCUGCGCCGGCUCGCGGGGGAGAGGCGGGUUGAGUGCUUUGGGGUUUGCGGACCCCGCGAUGGAGCUAGACGCGCCAGUCGCGUGGCGGAGGCCGUUGCUUUUGCGGCGGCUGCUGCUGGUGCCGCUUCUGUGGUCGGGGCUGGUUCUGGGAGCGCUCGCCGUGGUCAGCAGCCCCCACAGGGUCCUCCACGACCUCCUGUCUGAGCAGCAGUUGCUGGAGGUGGAGGACUUGUCCCUGACCCUGCUGCAGGGCGGAAGGCUGGGGCCACUGUCGUUACCCCCGGACCUGCCGGAUCUGGAUCCCGAGUGUCGGGAGCUGUUACUGGACUUCGCCAACAGCAGCGCAGAGCUGACCGGGUGCUUAGUGCGCAGCGCCCGGCCAGUGCGCCUCUGUCAGACCUGCUAUCCCCUCUUCCAACAGGUCGCGAACAAGAUGGACAACAUCAGUCGAGCCGUGGGGAAUACGUCAGAGAGUCAUAGUUGUGCCAGAAGCCUCUUAAUGGCAGAUAGAAUGCAGAUAGUUGUGAUUCUGUCUGAGUUUUUUAACUCCACAUGGCAGAAGGCAAAUUGUGCAAAUUGUUUAACGAACACAAGUGAAGAAUUGUCAAAUAGCACGCUAUAUUUCCUCAGUCUAUUUAAUCACACUUUGACCUGCUUUGAGCAUAACCUUCAGGUGAGCGUACACAGUCUUAUGCAGUUAAGGAAUUAUUCAGAAGUUUGCAAAAACUGUCGUGAAGCAUACAAAACUCUGAGUAGUCUAUACAAUGAAAUGCAAAAAAUGAAUGAACUUGAAAAUAAGGCUGAAUCUGGAACACAUUUAUGCAUUGAUGUGGAAGAUGCAAUGAACAUUACUCGAAAACUUUGGAGUCGAACUUUCAAUUGUUCUGUCCCUUGCAGUGACACAGUGCCUGUAAUUGCUGUUUCUGUAUUCAUUCUCUUUCUACCCAUUGUCUUCUACCUUAGUAGCUUUCUUCACUCAGAACAAAAGAAACGGAAACUCAUUCUACCCAAACGUCUCAAGUCCAGUACCAGCUUUGCAAACAUUCAAGAAAAUUCAAACUGAAAUCUACAAAACGGAGAAUUAACGUCCUGUUCCAUGGGUGAAUGGUAGGAGAUGCAGCUUGGUCCAAAAGAAGAUAAACUGAUUUGACAAGUCAAGUUCCUAAGAAAUGCAAGGACUUCAGAUUUAUUUUUAAAUAAGGAUUUUCAAUUUUUCUUUCCUUUUUUGUUCCUUUUUUAAGGGUUUGGGUAUUUUUAAUUUCCAGGCCAAGUAAUGUUGUCUAUUUUAAAGAGUAUUUGUUACAAUAACAAAAGAUGCAAGGACAAUCUUUGUUUUGUUUUGUAGGCAUAUUAUUACUAUUUGAGACUUCUGGUAGCUCCUUAUUAAUAUAGUAUUUUAGUAGCAAAGUUUUUGAAAACUAACAUUUAAAAAUUAAUUAAUUAUAGCAAAGACUUUGAAAAAGAAAUAUACUUGCCAAAAAGUAGCAGGUCCAAAGAUUAAUUUAAAUUACCAUUGCAGUAUUAUUGUUUUAUAUAUAUAUUUAAUAUGUCAUACAUUACAAAUAAUAUGUAAUUCAAUCUCUAGUUUACUUUAAGUGAUUUUUGAAACCACUAGUUAGAAACCUCCCUAACAAUUUUUAGAAGCAGGAAGGCACAUUACAUUUAUCUUUGUAAAAAGAUUUACGGUAACUGGUUUCUUACUUAACUUUUAUAAAUAGUGUUGUAUUUAACACCUUAUUUUAGCCUUUAUUUCUUAAAUAAUUUGAAAUCACUGGACUGCUGUAUUAUAUUCAGGGCAAGAUGGAUUCUUUUUCUACCAGGGAUUUGCAUUGUGAAUUACAUUAAGUUAUUUGGCAAUUUAUAAUUUAUUACUACUUUAAAUCAAAUGUAGCAUUCUCACAAUAUGUAUUUAAGUUGUUAUUUUUUUUUUUUAAUGGAGAUUCUCUUGGGAUAUAUGGAGAUUUUUGGAGGGGAGAGAGAGGAGGGGUAAAAAAAUCUUAAGGUUCAGAAAAUAGGGACGUGAGGGGUGCUCACGAGAAGACUGUCGAAUGGUUCAUGUUGAGGGCAUGAGUUAAGAUGAGUCUGAUACAGAAAGCAGUUAGGUUAAGAUGCCUGUUUUUUUUCUAAAUUAUUUAAAUCAGUUAAAUGUGAUAUGAUAGAAAUGAAGUCAGAUAUUUCACUAUCAGAAAGCAAAUUCUAUUUUGGGAUGUUUGUAUCAACCUUUCUAGAAAAAAGCUUCAUUUCAGAAUUGUUCACAGUUUUUUUCCCUCAGGUUUUUAGUGUUAGGUAUUUCAUUUGUUAAUUCCUUCUUGCUUUCAUGGUGGCAAUAGGCUUUGUUCUAAAUGUUGAGAAUGUGAAGCCUGCUCUGUAUAGAAACAAGAAUUAGGUUAAAUAGUACAAGAAUUUUAAUCCCUUCAUAUAUAGUAAAAUGCUCUAUAAAGAGGCAAGAAAGUGUUUUUAAUUUUUUUUAAUGUUUACUAUGUAUGUAGAGUUGAAAAAGAAGGCUUAUCUUUGGAUAUAUAACAUAUCCAAAAGCCGUUACAGUUUUUCUAGUUGGCUGUGAUCCAUUUAAAAUGUGCUGGGGUUUAUUCUGUCAUUGUCAUUGUUCAUGCUGCUGAUACUAAUAACACUGUCUUGAUUUGAAGCAUAUAGUUGAGGGCCAUUGAAAGCAAUCUUUCAUUAAUGCAGAUAAAACCAGUUUACAUAUGCAAAGUUACAAAAUGGCAUAUUUGAAUCUGUAAGUAGUGACUCUUUGAUCACCUUUCAAUGUUCUGUAUUUCUAAAAACCAUUGCUUUUGGGUAUGGUUGCAAAUAAGCACUUUAGAAAAGAAAAGAUAGCCUUUGCUAUUUUUCUGGUUGAGUCAUUGCUCUUUCAACAUAGCAUCAGCAAUAGAUUUCAAAAAUGAGUAUUAAGCAUUACACUGAAGUGUGUAAAUACUUCAUUUUUUAGUCAUACAGAUAAAUUCUUUGCAUAGUUUUAAAUUCUGAGACACAUAAGCAUAUGUGUGUGCAUCUUUAGCUUUUGACACUUUGAAAUAAAGGAAGUAACUUAAAAAAA
Molecule: messenger RNA, 3090 nt
Organism: Herpailurus yagouaroundi (jaguarundi)
Lineage: Eukaryota; Metazoa; Chordata; Mammalia; Carnivora; Felidae
Gene: OSTM1
Product: osteoclastogenesis associated transmembrane protein 1
Exons: 6
Coding region: 91-1095 (334 amino acids)
Biological process (GO): osteoclast differentiation
Cellular component (GO): cytosol
Source: RefSeq, a predicted model, not a curated record